Messenger RNA from Octopus bimaculoides (California two-spot octopus), 2163 nucleotides. Its product is annotated as putative ATP-dependent RNA helicase DDX27. Gene Ontology annotation, molecular function: nucleic acid binding; RNA helicase activity; ATP binding. The record is from RefSeq and is a predicted model, not a curated record. Gene Ontology annotation, cellular component: cytosol. NCBI's taxonomy places the organism in Eukaryota, Metazoa, Mollusca, Cephalopoda, Octopoda, Octopodidae.
GUCGUAGCUCUGCAUGUAUCUAGUCAUAGUGACAGCGAGAGAAUAACCAACAUGGUCAGUGUUCCAGAUGAUCUUGGUUUUAUAAAGACAAUAACUGAUGAUGAUGUCAUUGAAUUUAAUGACGAUACAUCAGAGAGUGAUGAAGAUCAAGUCACACCUCUUUCUAAAGAAAAAAGGAAGAAGAAAAGAACUAAUGAAUUUAACAACAACUUCCAGUUUGACAUAUCAUUUAAAGAUGAUGCAAUAUUCGAUAUGGACUUUGCUUUACGACAUGCAAAACGAAAGAAAUUAGAAGUUACAUCACUUGAUGAAAAAAUCAUACAGAUCCGUCGGCAAAAAAAGAAAGCGACAAAUACUAAGGAAAAAUCAGAAAAUAUUACAGACGAUUGGAACGAAGACGAUGACGACAGUUUUGAUGAAGAAGAAACUAAUAUGACUGAUGUAAUCAGAGACAAAGGUAGAAAAAAGAAGUCUAAAAAGAAAAUUGAAGAUGAAAAUAAGGUUAAGUUUGAAGAAGAUAUCGAUUUUUAUGAUAAAGAUAUCACAUUUCAAGAAAUGAAUCUUUCAAGACCAGUCAUGAAGGCCUUAGCUUCCAUGAAGUUUGACAAACCUAUGCCAAUUCAGGCUGCUACAAUACCAGUUGCAUUGUUGGGUAGAGACAUCUGUGCAUGUGCUGUUACUGGAUCUGGUAAAACUGCUGCUUUUAUGUUGCCCAUCAUUGAAAGACUUUUGUACAAACCAAAGAAUUCUACAUGUACUCGAGUGCUAGUAUUACUUCCAACCAGAGAACUUGCUGUUCAAGUUCACCAAGUUGCUAGGCAGCUGGCUCAGUUCACAAAUAUAGACAUGUGUAUUGCUGCUGGUGGUCUGGACUUAAAAAUGCAAGAAGCUGCAUUACGAAAAGGUCCUGACGUUGUGAUUGCAACACCUGGUCGACUUAUUGAUCAUCUUCACAAUGCUCCACAUUUUAGUCUCCAUACUGUAGAAAUCCUCGUUCUAGAUGAAGCUGAUAGGAUGUUGGACGACUUUUUUGCUGAACAAAUGAAAGAAAUCAUUCGUUUAUGUUCUAGACAGCGACAGACCAUGUUAUUUUCAGCAACUAUGACUGAUGAGGUUCAAGAUCUGGCUAAAGUAUCUUUAGAUAAACCCAUAAAAGUUUUUAUUAACGAAAACACAGAUGUAGCUUUUGGCUUGAGACAAGAGUUUAUUAGAAUACGUCCUACAAGAGAAGGUGAUAGAGAAGCCAUUGUUACAGCACUAGUGAGUCGUAUAUUUUGCAACCAUUGUAUAAUUUUUGUGCAAACAAAGAAACAAGCACAUCGAAUGCAUAUUAUUUUUGGUUUAUGUGGGAUCAACGUCGGAGAAUUGCAUGGAAAUUUAUCCCAAGCUCAGCGUCUUGAAGCAUUAAAGAGAUUUAAGGAAGCCAGAAUCGAUGUGUUGUUGGCUACAGAUUUGGCCGCUCGAGGCUUGGAUAUUGAAGGUGUGAAAACGGUUAUUAACUUGACUAUGCCCAGUACCAUCAAACAUUAUGUUCACAGAGUUGGAAGAACAGCACGUGCUGGAAAGAAAGGGAGAGCUGUUAGCUUGGUUGGAGAGAAAGAAAGGUCUUUACUGAAGGAGAUAGUCAAGAAAGCUCAUGAUCCUGUCAAAGCUCGUGUUGUUCCCCAAGAAGUUAUAAACAAGUACCGUGAUAGAAUUGAACAGUUAGAAGAUGAUAUCAAAGCUGUGGAAAAAAUUGAGAAAGAAGAGAAGGAAAUCCAGCUGUCUGAGAUGCAGUUAAGCCAAAUAAACAAUAAACUGGAAGGAACAGACGAACAAAAUAGGAAAUGGUUUCAGUCAAAAAAAGAGAAAAUUAAAGAGAAAUUGAAUGGUAGACUUUCCAAAAUGAGUGAAGAACCAGUUUCAAAGAAAAGUAAACAAUUACAAGGAGUGCGAAAGUCAAAGAACCAAACACCCGUUUCAACAGAGAACCGCAUUGAAUUUGAAGUACAUAAAGCACAACUUUGUGCUGCACGAUUUUCAAAGAAGUUUUCAAAGGCAAAACGUAUAAAAGCAUGUCCUGAUACUUCCAAAAAGGGAAUUCCAGUACAUUACAUUUAUGGAUUGGCAGAAUUGUUUGAAUAUCCGAGAAAAUGUCUUGGGGUUAUUUCUUAUGGCUCUUAA